AUGGGAGGCGUGAGCGGGCGGUCCGAAGCGGCGCCGGGAGCCAAUGAGAGGAAGGCGGCCAUCGCUAAGGAGGCGUCGGCGCUGUGGGAGGAGUUGGAGGCGGAGCUUCGGAGGUGCCCCGGAAGGUCCUGGAGAAGUGCGGCCGCAAUUUACUGCAGCGCCGCCCCCCCCCCCUCCUGGCAACGCCUGCGCUGCCCCAGCCCGGCCCUGCGCCCCGACCCGCCCGUCCUCCAGGUGCUGUCCCAGCUGGGUUACACGCAGGGGGGUCCCCAGGGCCGCAGUUUCCCCCCCGGGGCACAGCCGGACCCACAGCGCGUGGCUGCCGUGACCGCAGAGCUGCUGCUGCUGCGCACAGAGCUGGAACUGCUGCUGGCUGAGAAGCACCCCAACCCCCAUCUGUUGGCCGACGUCAUGGAGGGGACCCCCGAGGAUCCGCUGGAGCCCGAGGAGCCGCUGGAGUCGGAUGGGGACAGGAAUGAAGGAGCGGCCCCACAAGCGACCCCCACCUCGGGGGGGGAAAGCCCCGCAGAGGCGCCGUCGCUGUGGGUCUGGCCGUGCGCCUCCUGCACGUACCUCAAUGUGGGUCCCGCUGUGCUGUGUGCUGUGUGUGAGCGCCCCCGCCUGGCCCCACGGCCCCCCCCGGCCCCACAGGACGGCGCCCCGCAGCGCCAUAUCGCGCCAUGCGCGGCCGUGUCCCGACGUGGCGACCCAUUGGGACGCGGGGAGGCGGCGCGACGGGGCGACGUAUCGCGAUACGGCCAUAUGUCGCGACAUACGGGGCCCAUCCUGCGACGCGACGCCCCGUUGCAGCAUCAGAGCCCGUCAGGACGUGAGUCUAUGUCGCGACAUGGGGGGACAAUAUCGCCCUACGAGGACCCAUUACGACCCGAAGACCCCUCGGGAUGUGAGGACGUGUCCCGAUACGGGGAUCUAUCGCGAUACGGGGACCUAUCGCGAUAUGAGGACGCGGAGAGGCGGCGCCAGGAAAGGCUGCGGAGAGAUGGGAUGAGAACGGUGCAGAUGGUGCGGGAGGCGGAGUCUCAGUCGGUGCCGGUGGAGGCGGUGCUCGGGAAGGCGAUGGCGGAUGGGGACGGGGCCAAAGCGGCGGUGCUGCGGGCCAGGGCGGCGCUGGGGGCGGAGCUGCGCGCCUUGAUGACGUCAUCAGGGAGCGACGCUUCCGGCCCUGCCCUGAAGGAAGCGGCUGCCGCCUGGAUCCGGGCCAGAGGAAGUCCCGCCCUCGCGCUUCAAGGGAUGAUGGGAGAGCGGCGGAGGAAGCUCCGCACCCUGCUCUCAUUGGGCGUCCCCCGCUCGGCCGCCGAGCCCGCCUUGCACCACGUGGGUUGGUCCCUGAGCCGGGCCUUACCGGAAGUGCAGCGCCGGAAGCUCCGCCCCUUCCUGUCUCGCGUGUGGGACCACGAGGAGCCGCCGAUGGACUUCGGCAACGGCGACCAGCAGGUUUUGGCACGCAGGGCACUGGCGACGCUUUCCCUGCCCAGCUGGGGCCGCGCUGUGCUGUUGGUGGCGAUGGGGAGGGAGUUGGGCCUGAGCCCGGGCCCGGCCGCAGCUCCGGGCCUACAGGAGUUGGUGGAGGCGGUGCGGAGCUGCCCGGAUCGGGCCCUCAUCCGGCGGAGGCUGCGGUGCGAUUGUGCCGUGUGCGGGUGGGCGCUGCCCAGGGAGCAGAUGAGGUGGUUGACGGGCUGUGAGUGCGCGCUGUGCCCCGAGUGCUUCAGGCAGCACUUCACCAUCGGGGUGAAGGAGAAGGCUGUGGCCGACCUGGUGUGCCCGGCCUGCGGGCGGCCCGACCUGCGCGAUGAGGCGGCGCGGCUCUGCUACUUCUCCACGCUGGAUGUGCAGCUGCGGCAGGAGUUGGACCCCAACACGUACCAGCUGUUCACCCAGAAGCUGACCGAGCGCGAGCUGCUGCGGGACCCCCAGUUCCUCUGGUGCCCACAGUGCUCCUUCGGGUUCAUCUUCGAGGCGGAGCGCGGCCCGGCACAGUGCCCGCAGUGCCAGCAGUGCUGCUGCCCGCGCUGCCUGCGGCCCUGGCACCCCGAGCACGGCUCUCUGUCCUGCUCCGAGUUCGGGCUGUGGCUGCAGGAGCGCGACCCACAGGUGGAGCGUGUGGGGCUGGAGGCCUUCCUCAGGGAGCACGGCAUCGCCUGCCCGCGCUGCUCGCAGUGGUUCGCGCUGGCCCGGGGCGGCUGCCUGCACUUCCAGUGCUCCCAAUGCGCCCAUCAGUUCUGUGGGGGCUGCGGGGCGCCCUUCCACCCCAGAGAGCGCUGCCCCCUCCCCCGCUGCUCGCUGCGGCCGUCGCUGCACGCCCACCACCCGCGGCACUGCGCCUUCCAUCUGCGGGACUGGGAGCCGCGCCGCCUGCAGCGCCUCCUGCAGGUGGGCGGAGUCCCGUACGACACCCAGCCCCCCUCCGGAGCCCAACUCCCCCCUGGAGGCGGCUGUUGGCUGCAGGAGCUGAAGGAGACCCCCGGGGCCCCCCCCCGCGACGCCGCCUGUGGGAGACCCACAGCUGUGGGGCAGGCGGGGCUGUGCCGCGCUCACUACGCGGAAUACCUGGUGCGGCUCAUCAACGAGCGCGGUUUGGACCCGGCCGCGCUGUACGGAGCGGCCGAACUCCGCGCCGCCGCAGAGCGCCACCUGCCGGCCGGGCGGCCUCCGCAGGGCGACGCCGAAAGCGACGCGGAGUACGCAGUGCGCCUGCGCGAACUGCUGGCGCGGGAAGCGCCCGUGGAGCCCCGCCCAUCCCGGCCUAGCCCCGCCCCUUAAUCCCCGCUUCGAAUAAACUGCGCAUGCGCGCCGA
Gallus gallus (chicken) is the source of this 2815-nucleotide messenger RNA. It is a transcript of the gene RNF31, whose product is annotated as E3 ubiquitin-protein ligase RNF31-like. The record is from RefSeq and is a predicted model, not a curated record. Gene Ontology annotation, cellular component: LUBAC complex. NCBI's taxonomy places the organism in Eukaryota, Metazoa, Chordata, Aves, Galliformes, Phasianidae. Gene Ontology annotation, biological process: protein linear polyubiquitination. The transcript has 21 exons. Gene Ontology annotation, molecular function: zinc ion binding; K48-linked polyubiquitin modification-dependent protein binding; linear polyubiquitin binding. The coding region runs from base 1 to 2781 and encodes 926 amino acids.